AUGGUUAUCAAAGAAUCGUUAAUUUAUGGACAAAAUACAACACAACGGAUUGUGGGUGGAGUAGAUAUACCAAGAGGCACUUACGUACCGUACCAGGUUUCAUUACAAUACCGUGAUAGAAGUAACGAGUUUCACCAUUACUGUGGUGGUUCUGUUCUAACGGCGAAACAUAUCUUAACUGCUGCACAUUGUUGUCUUGGCUUGAACCCUAAACGUAUCUCUGUUUUAGCAGGGGUAAGAGACUUAAGAGAUAAGACUGGGCAACGGGUACAGGUUGUGUCAUACGAUAUACAUGAGGAUUAUCAAGAGUUGUUCACAGCAGAUAUUGCAAUACUACGUUUGGAUUCGCCACUUCAACUGGAUGGUGUAGCAGUUGCACCAAUUAGUUUGAGUGGUACAAGUAAAAUUGGUGGUGGUGUUCGAGCCACACUCACAGGUUGGGGAUUACGUUUACCCGUACCUUUUCCGUUUUUACCAUCUCAUUUGGAAAAUAUUAACUAUCCUACCACACUACAAACUAUGAACUACAGCACUGUUUCAAACAGAGAUUGCGAAAAUAGUGGUAUUCAGUUAACUCCUGCUGAAAUAUGUGCCAAAGGUUAUUUCCUCAGAGGCGCCUGUUCCGGUGAUUCUGGUGGUCCUUUGGUUAUACAUACUCCAAACGGCUUACGUCAAGUUGGAAUAGUUUCUUAUGGCUUAAUUAUUUGUGGAGUUUUUGAUGUGCCUGAUGUGUAUACUAGAGUGUCAGCAUUUCAAAAUUGGAUAACAAAUCGUAUAAAGUAG
Teleopsis dalmanni is the source of this 783-nucleotide messenger RNA. RefSeq names its product chymotrypsin-2-like. The record is from RefSeq and is a predicted model, not a curated record. The coding region runs from base 1 to 783 and encodes 260 amino acids. NCBI's taxonomy places the organism in Eukaryota, Metazoa, Arthropoda, Insecta, Diptera, Diopsidae. Gene Ontology annotation, molecular function: serine-type endopeptidase activity. The transcript is spliced from 3 exons. Gene Ontology annotation, biological process: proteolysis.